Messenger RNA from Iphiclides podalirius (scarce swallowtail), 1857 nucleotides. The record is from the annotation of a GenBank genome assembly. Lineage: Eukaryota; Metazoa; Arthropoda; Insecta; Lepidoptera; Papilionidae.
AUGAGUCAUGAAAAACAUCAGGGACCUGACUCUGGAAGCAACAACAAAGAUACUCAGUUGGACCUUUUCACAUUGAUUGGCGGAAGCUGGCCACCAGCUCCUCGUAACCCUGAACAUCCACAUUAUGGGACGGUGCCCAGAAAUUUCAAGCACACUAUGCAUAAUGAACGAAAUAAGUCUAUAAACUUAAUUAAUCACUUGGCACCAGAAAAAAGGAAGAAUAGACCAUCACUGACUUUACCAUCUACAGGGAAAUCUACAAGUUCUGAAGAGGUUUGUCAAAGGACAAAAAUGGUACAUGAACCUAAGAAGAUUGAGACAGGUAUUUUAAUAGAUGUAUGCGGUACUGAGGCGCCAGAGGAUCUUUACGAUUCCCCAGUUCUUGGAUCACCUCGGACAACUCAACCACCUUCGAAAUCUCCUAUACACGUACAGGAGGAUAUUGGCGUGGGCUCAUUAGUGGAGGUCGCGACUGAUGUGGAUCAACAUUACUAUGGCGUUGUUAGGUGGAUUGGAAUUAUCGACGACACGGCGACGGCCGGCGUGGAGCUGGAGCAGAGCGUGUGCGGCCUGGGCGACGGCAGCCGCGGCGGCGUGAAGGUGUUCGCGUGCGCGCCGGGCCGCGCGCUCUUCGUGCCGCUGCCGCUCUGCCGGCGGGACGCGCGCUUCCGCGACACGCCGCCGCCCGACCGGGCGGACGUGCACCACGCGCAGCACUACGAUCAGCCGGACUGCCCCGUAGUACCAGGUGUGGUGCCCCCGCUGAAUUCGCUGGGUGACCUGGCAGGCAAGAACCGCGGCAUCCAGGGCCACCACAAUUCCUGCUACCUAGAUGCGACACUCUUUGCCAUGUUCACCUUCACCAGCGUUUUCGACGCGCUGCUGUAUAGGCCUCCAGAGCCUGAGGACUCGCCGCACUACACAGAGGUGCAGCGCGUGCUGCGCGAGGAGGUCGUGAACCCGCUGCGGCGGCACGGCUACGUGCGCGCCGAUCGCGUCAUGAAGUUGCGCACACUGCUGGAGCGGCUCUCCGAUGUGCCUGGCUUGACCUCGGAGGAAAAGGAUCCAGAGGAAUUUUUAAACGGUCUCGUGGCACAAUUGUUACGGGCCGAACCAUUCCUCAAACUAUCUUCAGGGCAAGAAGCUUACUGUUAUCAGCUGUUUGUUGAAAAAGAUGAGCAGGUCACCUUACCCAGCGUUCAGCAACUUUUGGAACAGUCGUUUGCCACAUCUGGCGUCAAGUUAAGCGAGGUACCCGCCACAUUUAUUAUACAAAUGCCAAGAUUUGGAAAACAAUAUAAGCUAUACGAACGCGUGCAACCUUCACCACUGCUAGACGUGACUGAUCUGAUUGAAGGAUUGCCGCGCCAGUGCACGGUGUGCGGGGGCCUGGCGCGGUGGGAGUGCGGCGCGUGCGCGGGCGGCGGGGGCGGAGGCGCACUCGAGGCGGGCGCGCUGUGCAACGGCUGCCUGCGACUCGCGCACGCCUCCAGGCCCCACCACAAGGCUACUCCAUUAACUAUUUGCGAAGAAUUCGCAAACGUGUUAGAAACUUGUCCUGUACCCAGAGUGUAUAUGGAACUAUUUGCAGUUCUAUGCAUUGAGACUAGUCAUUAUGUGGCCUUUGUUAAGACUGGAGUUGGUCAAGAUGCUCCAUGGUGUUUCUUUGAUUCCAUGGCAGACAGAAAAGGCGAGCGCAACGGCUACAACAUCCCGGAGAUCGUGUGCCUGCCGGAGCUGGGCGCGUGGCUGGGCGAGGAGGGGGGCCGCGAGCGGCAGCCGCCCGCGCACGCCAAGCGGCUGCUCGCCGACGCCUACAUGUGCUUCUACCGCAGCCCCGACGUCGCCAUGUACCGC